Messenger RNA from Rhodamnia argentea, 3856 nucleotides. Its product is annotated as protein BREAST CANCER SUSCEPTIBILITY 2 homolog B-like. The record is from RefSeq and is a predicted model, not a curated record. Gene Ontology annotation, biological process: double-strand break repair via homologous recombination; regulation of DNA-templated transcription. The transcript is spliced from 20 exons. Lineage: Eukaryota; Viridiplantae; Streptophyta; Magnoliopsida; Myrtales; Myrtaceae. The coding region runs from base 133 to 3510 and encodes 1125 amino acids.
UCCACUCCUUUUCUUUUCCCGCCACUAAAAAAUUCACCAAAUGAACGAGCUCACGCAACGAAAACCCAUUUUCCUUCUCCGGCGAAACCCUUAAACACGAUUUUGCGGGCAACAUCGACCUCCGCCGGCGAAAUGUCAGCGUGGCAAAUACUCUCCGACUGUGGCGGUGAUUACCGGUGGGAACUGCUCGGCGGCCAUCUGGGGACUGCGCUCGAGAGCGAACCAAGUGGAUCUCCGACUGAACAGCGUCUAUCCAAUUCACCUCUCCCUUCAAUGUCCGAUCUUUUGCUUCAAGGAUGUUCGAAGCUUCUAGAGAAUGGCAAUGCUGCUUCUCAGAGCUUGCCGAUGUUCCGGACUGGGUCGGGCAAAUCAGUGGCUCUGAAACAGUCUUCUAUAGCCAAAGCUUUGUCUGUUCUGGGCGAUGAAGAUGGUGAUGAUUUCCCUGAUCCUGGACAAGCGCAUGUUCGAGAUUUUAGGCCUGAUAGAUCUAGUUUUAUUUUCCAGACUGGGUCUGGGAAAGUGGUUAGUGUAUCUCCUACAGGAAUGGAAAGAGCCAAGCCGUUGCUAGGGCUGGAAGAAGGUACUGAUCAAUGCGAUUUCACAGGCUUACGACCCACAAGAUGGCCACCCAUUGUCAAUACCACUAGUAGGUGUCAACUUGCAUCACAUUUGGACAGAAAAGAAGGUUCGGCUCGUGCUGAUGCCCUUAACUCUAUAUCUGCUCCGAGCAUCUCAUUUAAUCGUGGAACUAGUUUAGUAGAAACUAAAUUGAAGGACUCUGGAAAUUGUAGUGAUAUGCAACCAAAGGUUUAUGAUAUACCUUCUAAACCAGCUCCAAUCAAGUUCCAAACAGCUGGCGGGAGAUCUAUAUCAAUUUCUGGUGAUGCCCUUAAACGCGCCAGGAGUCUUCUUGGUGAUCCAGAACUGGGAGACUUCUUGAAUGAGGGGAACUUUGACAGCAGACCAUGUUCUGUCUUGAAUGAGAGACAGACUGGCGAUAAUUCAUCAAACAAAGAAAAUGAUUAUCCGAUGUCCUCUCUCUGUCAAGGAACACCAAAGAGGAACCAUAUGUCCAAUGGUUUCAUAACUCCUUUGCGUUCAUCCUCUAAUAAAGUGCGUUUCUCAAAAGAGUUGGACAAACUAUGUUUUGCGGAUAAUUUGAUCAACAAGUUUGAUGCAGCUGCCCAUGACUGUACAGAUAGGUCCAAUUUUGAUGUGGCUUGUCUGCAGAAGCCCUUAACUACUAGGUCACAUUCCUCUAGCCCUGUGAUCGGCAAGUCCUUGGCAAACGGAAUAGGUCCAAGGAUGAAUCCACAUGUAAGAUUGUCAGGUGGGUCACUGAUGGACAUUUCAAACAGAGUUGACAUCACUUGUUCAGGCGCUGGAAAAGUUGAAAUGAGAAGGCUCAAAAAAGCAAGUUUCGUUUCCCCUUUCAAAAGGCCCCGAACUUCUGAAUUCUCGUCCCCCUUGAAAAGGGAUCACAUAUUUUCUUCCAGUGGCUUAUCCACUUCAUUGGCUAAGCAAUCCCUCCAUAAAGGAAAGGUGUCAUCUCGAUAUGCAUCUCAGAUUCCAAGAGUAUAUGUGAGUGAAUACUUUGCGGGGCCUCCUCGAGAGCAUAACAUGGUGCAGCAUAUUCCAGACCAGUUGAGAAGGAUCAAACCGGAUAAUGCCCACAAAUUUGUGUUUGCUAAUGAAUCUGGCUUGAACUGCAUUGGGGCAGAAGCCUUCCUCCACUUGCUGGUCCAGUCUGGAGCAUCUACACAGCAUAUUUCUAAAGCAUGGGUCACAAAUCACUAUAGGUGGAUUAUUUGGAAGCUUGCCUCUUAUGAGAGAUAUUACCCAGCUACAACUGGAAAGUUUCUUACCAUCACAAAUGUGCUAGAGGAACUGAAGUAUAGAUAUGAUAGGGAAAUCAAUCAUGGCCACCGUUCUGCAAUUAAGAGAAUUCUUGAAGGAGAUGCCUCCCCUGCCGCAUUGCUUGUGCUGUGUGUUUCAGCUAUCCACGUCGAUGACAACCUUAAGAUUCGAAGCUCAACCACACCACUAAAUGGGACACUAAACAACGUCAUGCGAGUGGAGCUAACUGAUGGCUGGUACUCUGUAGAUGCGCUUCUUGAUGAUUUGCUGUCAAAGCAUCUUAUGGAAAAGAAAAUGUACAUUGGCCAAAAAAUUCGAAUCUGGGGAGCAAGAUUAUGCGGCUGGGCUGCACCUGUUUCACCGCUUGAGGAAACAAGAACAGUUACUUUAUCAUUGCAUGCAAAUGGAACAUAUAGAGCUCAUUGGGCUGAUCGACUGGGACUUUGCAAGGGUGCUGGAGCUCCAUUGGCAUUCAGAUGUAUCAAGAGUAAUGGAGGUCCAAUCCCUAUGACUUUAGUUGGAAUUACACGAAUAUACCCUAUUCUCUACAGGGAGAGGUUAAGUAGUGGAGAUUCCAUUGUCAGAUCAGAGAGGAUGGAGAUGAAAAUCAGGCAGCUGUAUAAUCAGAGGCGUUCCUUGGUCAUUGAUGGCGCCGUUUCCGAAUUUCAACGGAGUACCAAAGACUUUCAUCUUUCUAAUGAUAGCGAUAGUGAGGAGGGAGCAAAAAUAUCAAAGUUACUUGAGAUGUCUGCUGAACCAGAAGUUCUAAUGGCUGAGAUGAGUCCUGAACAGUUGAAUUCUUUCGCUGCUUAUCGAUCGAAAUUGGAAGUGACUAGGCAAUCUGACAUGGAGAAAUCUAUUGAGAAAGCUCUGCAAGAUGCCAGUUUGACUGAGAGAGAAGUCACUGCAUUUAUAAGGGUGAGGGUGGUAGGACUAAAAAGAAAAAAUUACCAUGGAAAAAGUAGUCAUGAAGAGGGAUUUAUAACAAUCUGGAACCCAACUGAGAAGCAGCAAUAUGAUUUGAUUGAGGGGCAGGCAUAUGCUAUCUCUGAGCUUGUUCCAGUGAAGUCCAAUUCAGAUACCAUUUACCUACAGGCAAGAGGACCCACUACAAAAUGGCGGCGUUUAUCUUCUCGAGAAGUCGAAAAUUUCGAGCCAUUCUUCAGUCCCCGCAAAGCCAUUUCUCUAUCGAAUUUGGGUGAAAUUCCUCUUUCCAGUGAAUUUGAUAUUGCUGCUUUCGUUCUAUACGUGGGUGAGGUUUACACAACGUCCCACCAAAAAAGGCAGUGGAUCUUUGUGACAGAUGGUUCUAAAGUUGAGCUGCAGACUGGCAAAUAUGACACUUCUUUACUUGCCAUCAGCUUCUCCUUCCCUCCAGUUGACGAUAGUUCAUUUGUCCCGAUCAAUUACAACCUUGUAGGAUCAACGGUUGGGUUCUGUAAUCUUAUUAAAAGAGCAAAAGACCAAAUGAAUCAUCUUUGGGUAGCAGAAGCAACAGAAAAUUCAAACUACUUUCUUAGCUUCGACCCUCCCUGCUUUUGUCACCUUAAAGAAGCUGCUCUGUCUACUCAUGGAUGGGCAAAACUCUCCGAGUUGGUAAUUGAUGAGCUAAAGGAGAGGGUGUUAUUUAUGAUAGGUGAUUGCAAAAGCUAGAUGGUAAAGGUGAUGAUGCAACCUUGAUCAAAGAAUGUGCAAUUCAAGUUGAUGCAUGAUGCUAGUACAGGAUGCACAGUGCUUGAAGGGGCAGCAUCGAUUUUGUUGGCCGAUUUCGUUGAAAAGCCCACAAUGUGACUAACAUUCUUAAAUAUUCGGUUUCAUUGGCCCAAAGUCGGUGCUGUUCUCAGAGUUUGCUGCCAUUUUGCGGAUGUUACAUUGUGUAUUGUUCACAUCUUCCUGAAGAAAGGAUCCAACCAUGACACAUUCCAUUUCUUGUUGUUAAGUAGAGCUCAUUUGUAUAGACGUAGUUGUGGUCAAAUCUCGAGUUCCUAUUUAGCCCUCU